UGCAGAUAUCAGGGACUGGAUUUGAAGAGGAAAAGGGGCCAGGGAGGGCGCCAGCGUCAGCCGUCUGUUCAAACAUAUAAAUCCAGGAGGUUGCUUCUUUCAAGGACAAUUUUGAAAGGAGCAAGCGGGGUUGUCUGAAAGUUAGCAGCCAUGGCUGAGCAUUUGGCUUCCAUCUUCGGGACAGAGAAGGAUCGCGUCAAUUGCCCUUUCUACUUCAAGAUCGGGGCGUGCCGGCAUGGAGACCGGUGUUCAAGGCUGCAUAACAAGCCCACAGCCAGUCAGACACUGCUUCUCUCCAACAUGUAUCAAAGUCCUGAAGCAGCUUACCAAGCGAACGGAGGAAUCGGGCCUGACGGAAGGCCCCUACCACAGCUGGAUCCAAGGAGGCUACAGGAGCAUUACGAGGAUUUCUAUGAGGACAUCUUCUACGAGCUGGGCAAAUUUGGGGAGAUAGACAAUCUGGUUGUCUGUGCAAACAUGGCAGAUCAUAUGGUUGGCAACGUGUAUGUGAAGUUCAAGGAGGAGGAGCAGGCGGCUGCUGCUUUGGCUGCCCUUUCUGGCCGCUUCUAUGGAGGACGCCCUAUCCUUGUCGACUUCUCCCCUGUCACAGACUUCCGUGAGGCCACCUGCCGGCAGCACGAGGAGACUGUGUGCAACCGCGGCACCUACUGCAACUUCAUGCACGUCAGGAAGAUCAGCAGAGAACUGAGGAAGAAGCUGUUUGGCAGCUAUGAGAGGAGGCGCAGUCCAAGCCCUGUUGGACGGCGUGGCGGCUCUGACCGAUACGACGAUCGCCGAGGCCGCGGCGGGGGCGGCGGCGGCGGGGGCGGGGGUUACGACCGAUACGACGAUCGUCGAGGAUACGGCGGUCGGGGGGGUGGCCGCGGGUAUGACGACCGGCGGGGGGGUUACGAUGACAGGCGUGGUGGCGGUGGGGGGUAUGAUCGCAGAGAUGACAGGGGCCCCCCGCGAAGAGAGAGGGAGAGGAGCAUUAGCCCGGUUCGGCGGAGAUCACCCAGCCCUGUGCGUGAAGGAAGCGCGGAGCGUAGGGCCAAGAUUGAGCAGUGGAAUAGGGAGAGGGAGGAGAGGGAUGCAGCGGCGGCGGGGGGUGCUCCGAAGACUGAGGGGGCGCCGGGGACGCAGUAGAGGGGAUCCCCUGGUUCGUGGACUGCGGGCCUUUUCUCUGUUCUUUUGCAGAUGUCUCGCGGAGCGCUUAAGAGGAUGACGAAGGCACAUGAUUCUGUCAAUGAGUCUUGAUAGUGGAGAAUUGCAGAUGACUAGGGCGACAUGCACAGGGUCUUGCUUGUUCAGGUUGCAGGGAGUUGCAGUUACUUGCCAUGCAGGUCUGCAGGAUAAGUGUACGAGAAUUCACUAUCAGGGCCUUUCCAGCCACCGUCAUUGCAGGUCUGCAGCUUAAAGAGAUCAAGGAGUUAGCUCUUCCGCCUUCUAAUCCAAGUACAUAGGUCUGCUCCACUUUCAGAACAUGUUGAAUUUUUUUUUCAGCUUGCACGGCUUCGACUCUUGUUGCUGUUUCUGCAUCGUAGGCUAGGGACAGGUGUUGACCCAACGUUGCUCUGCAGGUGGUCAGUUUGAGCAGGGCGCAGGAGGAGGCGCAGGUGCACAGGUGGACUAGCAAGUGGCUGACGGUUUGGUUAGCGUGCAGGGAUUGCACUGCAGGGAAAGUUGGAAGGGUUGCCUUAUGCAUGCAGGUUGCAGGUAGUAAGGGCACACGUGCAACUGCGAGUCGCUUGUCAGAAGAGUGCAAGGUAUCUUGUGGAUCUGCGUCUAAGAUUGUCCCAGCUUGAUUCGUGCAUCAGACCAAGAACUCUCAAGCAAUGCUAGAGCACUUGGCUUUUCUUGUCCAAAACGUUUGUUGCUGCAUUAUCCGGGUGUAAUGGCUGAGCAUAAUUAGUGACCAGAGUCUGGCUUCUUCUUUUAAUGCUGCAACGGUGUUGCAUCGGGUGAUGCAUCUAGAUGGAGUGUGGUGUCUUCAAUGCAUAAAGGGUUCAUUGUUGCAGCUGGAUCUAACAGCGGAGUGCAAGAAUUUUACAAAAGUAUAGUAGGAG
This is a messenger RNA of Klebsormidium nitens, 2066 nucleotides long. Lineage: Eukaryota; Viridiplantae; Streptophyta; Klebsormidiophyceae; Klebsormidiales; Klebsormidiaceae. The record is from the annotation of a GenBank genome assembly.